Molecule: messenger RNA, 760 nt
Organism: Arabidopsis thaliana (thale cress)
Lineage: Eukaryota; Viridiplantae; Streptophyta; Magnoliopsida; Brassicales; Brassicaceae
Gene: AGP5
Product: arabinogalactan protein 5
Exons: 1
Coding region: 115-516 (133 amino acids)
Cellular component (GO): plasma membrane
Source: RefSeq, marked reviewed
GAAAUUUCCAAGAAAAUAAGGUUUUACACCUAAACCCUUCCACUAUAUAUAUAAACCCCACUUUUGUCUCUAUAUCUUUACUAAUUUCUUAAACCCUCUCAACAAUACGUAACAAUGGCCUCCAAAUCCGUCGUCGUUUUCCUCUUCCUCGCUCUCGUGGCUUCCUCUGUCGUUGCUCAAGCUCCCGGACCAGCUCCGACCAUAUCUCCCUUGCCAGCCACUCCUACACCGUCUCAAUCGCCUAGAGCCACCGCACCGGCACCUUCACCAUCAGCCAAUCCUCCUCCCUCAGCUCCUACCACUGCUCCUCCGGUUAGUCAGCCGCCUACUGAAUCUCCACCAGCUCCUCCGACGUCUACUUCCCCAUCCGGAGCUCCGGGCACAAAUGUUCCGUCUGGAGAAGCUGGACCUGCUCAGUCUCCCCUAAGUGGCUCUCCAAACGCAGCUGCAGUUAGCAGAGUCUCCCUCGUCGGAACUUUCGCCGGAGUGGCCGUGAUCGCCGCUUUGUUGCUGUAGAGGCUAUUGACCCAUCGAAUAGAUUCACUAGGAAUUAUUUUUGGGUUCAUUGUUUGUCCUUUUGUUACUAUUUAAUUAUGUAGUUUAUAGUGUUUUAUAUGAUGCUUUAUUAUCGUGUUAUUGUUGGUGUUAUAUUUGUUACAAUUUUUUUAUAGUUUCCUUGAUUAUUGGCAUUCUUGAAUAAUUCAUGGUCACUUGAAUAAUUCAUAGUUACUUGAAUAUUAACUUAAAAUUAAAAUUACAU